Messenger RNA from Pungitius pungitius (ninespine stickleback), 6260 nucleotides. It is a transcript of the gene col4a2, whose product is annotated as collagen, type IV, alpha 2. The transcript has 48 exons. Lineage: Eukaryota; Metazoa; Chordata; Actinopteri; Perciformes; Gasterosteidae. Gene Ontology annotation, biological process: glomerular basement membrane development. The record is from RefSeq and is a predicted model, not a curated record. The coding region runs from base 337 to 5349 and encodes 1670 amino acids. Gene Ontology annotation, cellular component: collagen trimer. Gene Ontology annotation, molecular function: extracellular matrix structural constituent conferring tensile strength.
GAUCAAUGCAACUCGCUCUUGUUUCUGCUGCACCACACCCCCCUCCCCCCCCCCACCCUAAAAAACGACCACCCUCGCUUUCAUGCAAACGGACUCGAGCGUGCAUGUUACAAACACUUUGACUCUUGUCGGUAAGGAGAGGGACCACGCGGCUCACUUUUGGUGCGUUUUAUUUUGACAGGUUUUGGUGCCGCAGGUAUCUGCAAACCUUCACCCGGAGCGUCCCAGCCCCGCGAUCUCCAUUUCCUUCACCUGGGAGCCUGACAGGGUCGGGGCCGACAUGCUGUGAAGUCAUUUCCACGAGCGAAACAGUGGAUUUGACGCGUUUCUGUGCGCAUGAGUGGCACCAUGCAAGGACAGAGGAGCAGAGGACUGGAGGACCUGAGGCUGCUGCUCCUGUGCCUCUGCGUGGCCAUCCUCGCCUCCGGAGCGCAAGCGGGUGGGAAGAAGCACAGCGGCCCCUGUGGAGGAAGAGACUGCAGCGGAGGAUGUAAAUGUUUCCCAGAGAAGGGUAGCAGGGGUCACCCUGGCCCUCUCGGCCCCCAGGGCCCCAGCGGGCCUUUGGGGAGACCAGGGGAUGUUGGUAUUGAAGGCCCAAAGGGGCAGAAAGGUGACCGCGGCCGUAGCGGCAUCAUAGGUCCCAAAGGCGAUGCGGGAAUGGCCGGUGUUCCUGGAUUUUCUGGAAACAAUGGCAUCCCUGGCCACCCCGGACAAGCCGGACCCAGGGGCAAGCCAGGUGCAGACGGCUGCAACGGGACGCAGGGCGAUUCAGGGUUACCAGGGCAACCCGGCUAUCCUGGCCCACCUGGUUUUACUGGACAGUCGGGCUGGAAGGGACAGAAGGGGGACUCUCUGGACGUCAGUGUGUUCAUGAGGCGCUUCAGGGGAGAUCCAGGCACACCAGGAUUCAACGGAAUAUUGGGGCUUCAGGGAAAUCCGGGAUGGGUGGGUAACAGAGGUAUACCAGGACCAAAGGGUCCCCCAGGGCCUCCCGGUCCCCGUGGACCAAAGGGCAACAUGACCAAAGUGCUAAAGGGAUUCAAAGGAGGACAAGGAGAUAUCGGACCACCAGGGCCACCAGGAAACUCUACUCAUCAGCAGGUCAAACCACCCUCGGCGCCUCGUGGAGAGAAAGGUGUGAAAGGAGAAUCAGGAGACCCGGGUGACAACAAAGGAGAAACGGGUGUGACGGGAUUACCUGGACCGCGGGGCUUGUCUGGCAAAGAUGGGCGUCCUGGGCUUCGGGGGGACACCGGAGAUGAAGGACCACGCGGUGCAGAUGGUGCUAAGGGAGACAGAGGUGACCCAGGAGAACUGAUAUCAGACCCCGGGUCUACAAUAGCUGGUCCUCCCGGUCCUCUUGGUGAGCAGGGUCCGCAGGGAGAGAGGGGUACGGUUGGAGACCAAGGCGUCCCCGGACGUCCGGGUAUUCCCGCCUCUGACACCCAGCAACAAGUUUGGGAUUUUAUGGGGCCAUUUGGUACGAAAGGGGAGUCAGGAGAGAAGGGCCAACCAGGGGAACCAGGACGCUCUGCUGAGACUGCCGGACCCCCGGGGGACAAGGGGCGCCCGGGGCCCAGUGGCCCUCAAGGUCCGAAAGGAACAUGGGCCGAGUACUUCAAAGGGGCUCCCGGUGGGAGAGGAAGACCCGGCAACGCAGGCUUAAAAGGAGGGAAAGGCGAUCACGGGCUGUGUGAAUGCAAAGUGGCACACUCUCUACCUGGGCCACUUGGCCCUGCUGGUGAUGCUGGUGAUGCCGGGAUGACUGGAGAGUUUGGUCGGGAGGGGGAUUCAGGCGACCCGGGUCCCGAAGGAAACAAGGGAUUACCUGGAUCUCCUGGUGCCGACGGCCCAACGGGUCCAAAGGGUCGAAAGGGGGAUUCGAUCGUGGCCUCACAAAAAGGAUAUCAUGGAGAUCCAGGGGAUCACGGGCGAGACGGUGAGCCCGGCGCUUUGGGUGCUCCAGGCCCAGAUGGUUUGCCUGGCAUCCCUGGGAGCCGAGGUUUUCCAGGAGAAGGUCCCAAAGGAGAAGUGGGAGACAAAGGUUUCCCAGGCCGGCCUGGUCUACCUGGUGUAUCCGGACUAAUUGGGACAGAUGGUAGAGUCCUUGGUGGGGUCAAAGGCCAACGUGGUUUACCUGGUGAAGAUGGCCUUGCGGGUUAUGAUGGAUUUCCAGGGACACCUGGCGCGCCAGGCGGCUGUAGUGAAACAGGAGAUGAAGGACAGGUGGAUAUAACAGGUCCAUGCGAUGCUGUUCCUGGACCUCCUGGGCUGCAUGGACCUCCAGGACCUAACGGACUACCAGGAUUCCGAGGUCCUCCGGGGCAAAAAGGACCACAGGGUCCAUUAGGAGCAAACGGAGAAAAAGGCGAAACAGGAGAUCAAGGCAUUGGUGGCUAUCCUGGACCACCAGGUUUUUCUGGCCCCCGUGGAGACUUGGGAGUUCCAGGGAGCAAAGGUUCAGUGGGAACCCCUGGUGUGCCUGGUGCAAGAGGCCGGUACGGGUUGCAAGGUGAGAAGGGUGUUCACGGAGAGAUCUUUGGAGCAUCGACAGGACCCCCCGGUGACCCAGGAUUGCGUGGGAUUCAAGGCAAUAAAGGCCAGAUCGGAGAUCCAGGAGCAUUCGGCUUUCCAGGAAUACCUGGCAUGCCUGGCAUGAUCGGCUUCAAGGGUGAGCAUGGCCCUUUGGGCCUGCAGGGAGAGGAGGGGAGACCUGGGCCAGCAGGCCAGUACGGCUACCCCGGUGAUCCUGGACAAGCAGGUCCUCUAGGCACGCUCGGGAGUCCUGGACAGCCAGGAUUCACUGGAGAGAGGGGAACUGAAGGUGACCUGGGUCCACCUGGUCCAAUAGGAUUAAAAGGCAUCCCAGGGAAUUAUGGUAAUGAUGGUGUUGUUGGAGAGUCUGGCCCACCAGGGGACGGGGGACCACCGGGUGCAGAUGGACGUCCAGGACUUCCAGGAAUAAAGGGAGUCAAAGGGUCCCCUGGCAUGUCAGGUUUUGAUGGGAUCAGGGGUGAUAUAGGGCCAAAAGGCUUCAGUGGUUUUGCCGGAGAACCUGGAAUUCCGGGACAAGUUGGCUUAAAAGGAAUGAAGGGUUUAAGUGGAGAGAAAGGUAAUCGUGGUUUGAACGGGCCACCUGGAGCUAACCCUAAAAUUCCCCCCAAGAUGAUUGCUAGCAUGAAGGGAGUCAAGGGUGACUUCGGACAAUAUGGGAAUAAAGGUUUUACCGGGCCGAGAGGUAUUAAGGGUUUGCCCGGUGUGCCGGGCUACGAGGGAACUCAUGGUCAUCCUGGAAGCCCCAGCAAUAAGAAAGGUUACCGUGGAGAACUGGGUGCGGAGGGUUUGCCGGGGAUGAAAGGAAUGCCAGGCCCAACUGGCAACCGAGGAAUUCCUGGUUUUGAGGGAAUGCAAGGCAACAGGGGGAUUAAAGGAAGUCCUGGUGCCUAUGGAGCCUCAGGAGACACAGGAAGGAAGGGAGGCAAAGGUGAUAAAGGGUCACGCAUAGACCUUCACGGAACCACUGGACUGAGAGGAGAGUAUGGCCUUCCAGGAGAACCAGGCCAGAAAGGUUUAACUGGACAAACGGGGGACAGUGGUUCACCUGGUUUUGAUGGAAUCGAAGGCAGAAAGGGAGAGGCAGGUGAUCCGGGAGCAGGAGGGUACCCAGGCGGUGAUGGGCAGAGGGGCACUCCUGGUAACCAAGGUCAAAAAGGCUUUCCUGGAACUCCUGGAAAAGAUGGAAACCCAGGGUUACCUGGUUUCCCAGGAAACAAAGGUUUCCCUGGGCUGAAAGGCCUUUAUGGAUUAGAUGGACUGAAGGGACAGAAGGGUAUCCGAGGAACACCAGGUCUGGACAGCAUCGGACCAGCUGGGGAUCCAGGAGGCAAAGGAGAAAGGGGAGAGGGUGGCGACCCCAACAGCCAGCCUGGUGCUCCUGGCUCUGUGGGUUUGAAAGGCUUCCAGGGAUCUCAAGGGGACCAAGGUCAACCUGGACAGCCGGGAUUGCGUGGCCCCGAAGGACCAAGCGGGACCCCGGACAGACCAGGACGCAGUGGUGACCCGGGCUCUACGGGACCUAAAGGUUACCUAGGUUUCCCUGGAGCCAGCGGCUUCCCUGGUGUGGAUGCUCCCCCUGGUGAGAAGGGUGUGGUGGGAUUAAACGGGUAUCCUGGAGUCCCCGGUAGGAAAGGAUUCAAAGGAGAUCAAGGAUCAUUUGGAUACCGGGGGCCAAAUGGGGUUUCCGGAAAGAAAGGCGUAAAGGGAGACCAAGGAGUAAUGGGACUUCCCGGUAUUAUCGGUGUGAAGGGAGAAAGAGGCCCCGCCGGUCCAAAAGGAAACACUGGACCUCAAGGUUUUAAAGGAUUUCCAGGAAACCAGGGUCCUACUCCCUUCCCUCUUCGCCUUCCAGGAGAGAGGGGCCAUGGAGGACCACAGGGUAUCCAAGGACCUAAGGGCCACAGCGGGGAACCAGGGCCACAGGGCCCCCCUGGUGGUGCAGGUUUCAUUGGACCCAGUGGGCAGAAGGGCAUGCCCGGGAUUAGUGGUCAUCCAGGAACACCUGGAUUUCGUGGAGAGUUUGGAAAAGUGGGCCACCCCGGCCUGUUGGGAAUGGAAGGUCGCCGCGGUAACCCUGGUAUCCCCGGGCUGCCUGGUAUGCCGGGCCGCAGCGUCAGCGUGGGUUACUUGCUGGUGAAACACAGUCAAUCGGACCAGACACCCAUGUGUCCCGUGGGUAUGUCUAAGCUGUGGGACGGCUACAGUCUGCUGUACCUCGAGGGGCAGGAAAAGGCCCACAACCAGGAUCUUGGUUUGGCGGGCUCCUGUCUCCCUCGGUUCAACAGCAUGCCUUUCCUCUACUGCAAUCCUGGAGACAUUUGUUACUACGCCAGCAGAAAUGAUAAGUCCUACUGGCUGUCGACGACUGCUCCUCUUCCCAUGAUGCCCGUUGAAGAGGCAGAGAUCAAACCGUACAUAAGUCGGUGCUCGGUGUGCGAAGCUCCGUCAGUCGCCAUCGCAAUCCACAGCCAAGACAUCACCAUCCCGCAGUGUCCUGCAGGCUGGCGCAGCAUGUGGAUCGGUUACUCUUUCCUCAUGCACACAGCGGCAGGAAAUGAAGGUGGAGGUCAGUCCUUGUCAUCGCCCGGCUCUUGCCUGGAGGACUUCCGCACAACACCCUUCAUUGAGUGUAACGGGGCCAAAGGCUCCUGCCACUACUUCGCCAACGAGCACAGUUUCUGGCUCACCUCCAUCGAUCGGUCGUUCCACACGGAGCCGGCAUCAGAGACGCUCAAAGCAGGACAGCUCCUGUCACGCAUCAGCCGCUGCCAGGUCUGCAUGAAGAACUUGUGAGGGACUCCACGAGUCUAGUGUCGUCUUGCUAUCCGUGUACUAAAUCCAAAGCGAUGAUUUAAAUAUUGUCAAACUUUCCCACCAAGACACAGAGCUCAAGUCCGCUAUGACUAUGAGGCCUUGAGCUGUGAGUGAAAUGUCCCCCUGUGGAGAAGAUAAGAGAAGCCCCAUAACAAAGUCAACAGCUUUAUGGGAGAACCAGUAUUUUUUGUGUUGAAUGUGGAUUGGUGCUUACUGUUUAACUUAUUACCUCAGCUGCGAUGACAUAUCGUCAUCGAUCAGAGACCGUAUACUACAGCUGAACCAAAGACGCCCAUGUGUAUGCACUGCUUUAAUCUAUAUAGAUGUGUUUAUUGUUUAGGGUACACAGCCCACCAUAAAGCCACUAACACUGCUUCUCAGCCAGAUGAAGAAUGCCUCUGGAACAAUAAUUAUUUUUGUUAUGCUAUUCACAGUAUUAUCCUGCUUUUGUAUUAUUCUCUUUUCUUUUUAUGCAUUUAUCAACUAUUCGGAAAUCGCCUGUAACUCUUCAUUUUUCAAGCACCAUUAUGGUUCACACAAUGCACUGAUUCUGUUUGUAUUUAUACCAGCUGAAUGAACUUGACCGGAGGAGUUUAAACAUGUCUGAUCUAAUUCUCCUUUUUCCUUUAAAAAAGAUAGUAGUUAUUGAACUGCCAACAGGACAGAAUGUAAACGCCUCGGAUCGAAGGUCGGACUUCAGCUACGGUCACUGAUCCUGAAUAUUUAGAUAAUUUAGAAAGGGUUAGGGUUAAAUCAAAUCUUCUACUUCACUUGUUUGGAAAAUCGCCAAAUUAGUUUGGCUGGGGAUAUACUUACAAUUAACUGUGGUGUUAUUUGGGGAAUUUUCAUAAAUUUAUUUUAUUGUGAAGAUUAAACUUUGUUAUGAUUCA